AUGACGAACGAAGAUACCUCGGGGUUCGAGGAGGAACGUUGGUACGAGGACGCCCUCGGUUACUGGUCUGCCACACCUGCCACCAUUAACGGCAUGCUCGGCGGCUACGGCUCGGUCACCAGUCUCGAGGCGAAAGGUUCCAUGGAGUUCAUUUCGGAAUACGUUCGUGGCAAGAGAGGUGCUCACAACGCACUCAAGGUUCCUCCCCGAAUCAGCACUCAAUACGCUUGCGAUUGUGGAGCUGGUAUCGGAAGAGUUUCAAAGCAUUUCUUGCUAAAGAUUUUCGACAAGGUCGAUUUGGUAGAGUACACGCCGAAAUUCAUUCAACACGCCGAGAGAACAUACCUGGCAAAGGAAAAGAGUCUCGGAAGGAUUGGAAAGUUCAUGUGCUUGGGCUUACAGGAAUUCACACCCGAAGAGGGAAAAUAUGAUUUGAUAUGGUGUCAAUGGGUUCUUGGACACCUGAAGGAUGAUGACCUGGAAGAGUUCUUCAAGAGGUGCAAGAAGGGCUUGAAGCCGAAUGGAAUGAUCGGUGUCAAAGAGAAUGUAUCCGUGUUUGGAUAUCGUUUCGAUAAGAACGAUAGCAGUGUCACCAGGUAUCAUAUCUAUCGGAAAGCUGGAUUAAGUUUACUCAAGGAGGCCACGCAACACGGAAUGCCAGAUGGAUUGUAUGAAGUAAAAAUGUACGCCUUGGAACCAAAGAUUACUGACACAACAUGA
Molecule: messenger RNA, 720 nt
Organism: Acaulospora morrowiae
Lineage: Eukaryota; Fungi; Glomeromycota; Glomeromycetes; Diversisporales; Acaulosporaceae
Source: the annotation of a GenBank genome assembly